Solanum tuberosum (potato) is the source of this 1275-nucleotide messenger RNA. RefSeq lists its product as uncharacterized. Bases 1 to 1275 code for a protein of 424 amino acids. The record is from RefSeq and is a predicted model, not a curated record. Lineage: Eukaryota; Viridiplantae; Streptophyta; Magnoliopsida; Solanales; Solanaceae. The transcript has 7 exons.
AUGGCUAAGUUGAAAGUAAGAGACAUGGCAAUCCCACGUCCCACCAAUGUGACAUCAUGCAUUCAGAAACCUGAAGUUGGUGGAAGAAGUAAAUUGACGUUGAUGAGCUGCCCACAUCAUCAUCAGUCUAAUGAGGUGUUAGUCCAUACCUUCAUUGAAGGAUUGGAGCCUAACAUCAAAAUUCUACUUGAUUCAGCUGCAGAUGGUCAGGCUUUAAAGAAGACAUAUGGUGAACUAUUCACCUUGCUGAGCAAGAUCUCACAGGGAAACCCCGAAUGGAAUGGAGGAGGGGUGAAACCUAAUAUGAUGAACACCCACUUCACCAAUCUAGCAUUGGGACAACAGUCCACACAGGAAAUGCACAACGAGGAGGAGGCCAGCAGAAUUAUGGGAACUCUUAUAACCCAAGUUGGCGCAACCACCCGAACUUUUCUUGGGGUGGAAAUCAAAAUCAGGGUCAAGGCCAUAAUCAAUAUAGAUCCCAAGGAAAUGCAUAGGGGUACCAACCACAGGCCCAACGGGAGCAGCCGAAUAAGCAAUCUGUUAGUUGCUGAUGUAAGGAGUAACCAGUUGAUUACACAAAAUCUGGAGAAGCAAUUCGGGAAGUUUUCUAGUGCACAAAAUUCACUACCGCAAGGAGGUUUGCCGAGAAAUACUGAUCCAAAUCCUAAGCAGGUAAAUGCGGUAGGUACACGCAGUGGUUUACAAUUGGAGGAGUUAGCUCCUAAGAAAAGAAACACUGACGCUGGUAUACCCAGGUAUGCAAAAUAUGUGAAGGAGAUUGUGGCAAAUAAAAGGAGGCUGACAGAAUAUGAGACUGUUGCACUUACUGAAGAGUGCAGCUCCAGAAUCCAAAAUAAGUUGCCCACUAAACUGAAAGAUUCGGAUAGCUUUACGGUUCAGAUCACUAUAGGGCAGAGCAUUCAUGCGCGAGGAUUAUGUGAUCUAGGAGCUAGCAUAAAUCUGAUGCCAACUUCUUUGUACAAAAAGUUGGGUGCUAGUGGGGUCGUUAAUAUUCCAGUAGAUAUUAUUGUGCUGAAUUUUGAGCCAGAUCCUGAUGUCCCUUUCAUCUUAGGAAGAUCGUUCUUAGCGACUAGGAGGACCAUGAUAGAUGUGGCAGCUGCGCAACUUACUAUGCGAUCACAUGAUAAAAUGGAUGUGUUUGAUGUCUAUAAAGCAUUAAAGUUGCCAGCUGUGUAUGAGGAGUUGUCUGCCAUAACUGUGAUAGAUCUUGAGGCAGAGGGUCGCUACAUUGAAUCUAAGGACCCUUUAUAG